CAAAAAAGCAACUCAUCCUCACAAUAAGACAAAUAAAGUGACCAUUUGUAUAACAAUCAGUGUACAAGACGUCCCCCUUAAAAUUACUCCUCAUGCAACAUACCCCUGCAGAGAAUUCUGUGCCAUGUAAAAAAAACAAAAGUCGUCCCUCCAUUGAGCUUUCCCAAAACUUAAAUCCUUAGCAAGCGAAUGAGAUUCCCUGAAAAAAUUCAAAAUCAGUUUUUUGCUGUCUAUGUGAAUCCCUGUGUAACCAUGGCUGUGACCAAAUUCCUUCAUUACUCACUACAUAGUGCACUUUAUAGUGCGUUUGCCAAUUUGUAGUGUUGUCCUAUUCCAAAAUUUAGUGCCCUAGAAACUUCUCAGAAGUCUCUGCCAGAAACCAGUGUGCAUUGUUGCUCAUUAGAUUGGUGAAUAUGGACUACAAUGCAUUGCGUUGCAAAAAACUGUUUGAAAACAUUUUUUUAAUAAACCAUCAACGUUUUCAUCAUUAGAACACAGUGGAUUCAUAUACCGUUGUUGUAAAUGACAUCUAUUAGAAUUUCACUUUGUGAAAUCAAAUAUGUCAUAUUUAUAUAUUUAUAAAAAGUAGUGACUACGGUGUCCGAAUUGCAUCAAGCAUCGGAGGACUAGACAGUCCCGCACUAUAUCGUUUCACAUAACCCAUAAUUUCAGCGCCAGCUCUAUUGUUUCUAUUUCUACGUAUGACGCUCAGCCAACGCGCGAGCUUGCCACAAUGCAUUAUGGGAAGUAAACACAAAGAGGUGCUAGCAGCGUUAGCUUCUCUUCGAAAGUCCGCGGUGUCUUUGUAAAGCUUUGCGUGGGUUUCCGUUAGUGAAAAUGUCUUCACUUCAGUCUCUCAGAGAGUUCAUCAGUGAGCGGUUGACCGCUGCUGCGGAAGAAAUCUGCACGCAUUUUGAAGGAACCAUUGUCCAGUUCGAAGCGGAGCUAAGCCGCCAGCGAAGGCUGCUGGACAUCGUGUUGAAGCCGCAGAUUCUGCCCCAAACCACAGCUCUCCCUCAGUAUUAUCUGAGGAACCAGGAGAGGAAGUCCAGUGAGGACCAGGAGGAAGCAGAACUUCCACAGAUUAAAGAGCAAGAGGAUGAGAUCAGCAUCAGCCAGGAGGAAGAUCAGCUUGGUCUGAAGCAGGAGGAUGAUAUUGUGAUGGUGACUCCUUUGUAUGAGGAAAAUGAGCUCAUAGAAGAAGAUUUCAACAAUCAGCAGCUCCAGACUCAGAGCUUUAUUGAUGGUCAGGAUGAAGAAGAAGAAGAAGAACAAGAAGAAGAAGACCAGCAGGAAGCAUCAACAUCAACCACAGAUGGAGAGAUAGAACCUCAAAACAGCAGAAGCGACAGACUGGGAAGAAAUAUCAAAGUGGAGGACAGCCCUCACAUGUUAACAAGUCCGUGUGAUCCCCGCUUUGAGAUGAUGGCGGAAAACGCCGACAUUUUUGGAAAAACCUUCAAGAAGAGGAUUCUAUUGAAGAAGCAGAAAACCAAAACGUUUUUCUGCAAACUGUGUGGAAAAAGUUUGACCACUGCGAAGAGUUUGAGGCGCCACAUCACAAUCCACACCGGAGAGAGGCCUUUCUUCUGCAUCCAGUGCCACAAAAGUUUCAGCCACAGCUCCUACCUCCGGAGCCACAUGAGAACGCACUCCGGAGCGAGGCCGUUUCCCUGUAGCGUCUGCGGCAAAACUUUCACCAGACGCUCUCAUCUCAACCGGCACACCAUCAUCCACACGGGGGAAAAGCCCUUCUCCUGCCACGUCUGCUUCCAGAGUUUCAGCAGAAGAGAGCAUCUGACCGGUCAUGUGAGAAAACACGCCGGCACAGAAGAUGACAUCAGCAGAUAGCUGCUUUUUACAAUCUCUUUUUGGCGCUCUGGGCAGGUCACAGGGGUUUGUCGCUGAUGGUGUGACCUUUUUUGUUGUUCAUCUUCCUCUUGGCCAUCAGGUGUAAUCCUCAGAACAGUUUCCAUGUCCUUGAUUGCAUCCCCAUGACGACAGCCUCUCUGCCGCUUCCCAAGGAUGUCACAGUGGUUACGACAGACAUAGACGUUUAGCACCACAGCGUGGGAUUCUGCUUCUUAAGCUGCGUUUACACCAAAGGCGGUUUGCGUGUCAGGGGCAUCCAGUUUUAUGUUGAGUCAACAAACAAACGUGAUCAGAGGUCGGCCACAGCGUGAAUCGCGUUUGGCGUGAACGCAGCACUACACAAACGUGAACAUUUCCUGCAAGCCCUUAAACUCAUGCUAAUACUUAAAAGCAGCUGGUGAAAAUAUAUGAACUGCUCCUAUCUGUAGUAGUUAAAAUCUUAAUUUCAGGCAGAAUUUCAUAACUUCUUAUAAGCUGAUAGAAAACUAUUUUUAUUUGUGGAAGUUUUGUCUUCUUUUUUUCUUGUAGAGCUUCAAAGCUGCCUCUGUGUUACUGUUGCAUGUAAUGUUUUUUAAAGAAAAAAUAAAAUAUUUUUUUAUGA
Messenger RNA from Oryzias latipes (Japanese medaka), 2473 nucleotides. RefSeq lists its product as uncharacterized. Gene Ontology annotation, molecular function: RNA polymerase II cis-regulatory region sequence-specific DNA binding; DNA-binding transcription factor activity, RNA polymerase II-specific. Gene Ontology annotation, biological process: regulation of transcription by RNA polymerase II. NCBI's taxonomy places the organism in Eukaryota, Metazoa, Chordata, Actinopteri, Beloniformes, Adrianichthyidae. The record is from RefSeq and is a predicted model, not a curated record.